AUGGACUUCGCGCCCUACCAAUCCUCACCACCCGAGAACAACCGUCCCUUCUCACCGCCCAUCAGCGGCGCCACCUCCCCGCGCGCAUCCCUCGACAACCGGCGGCCCUACUCGCCGUCCCAAAGAGGCGGCUUCGCGUCCCCGCCUCCGCUACAACACCCGCAACCGCAACGCUCGUGGCAGCCCACGCUGCCGGGUGCGAAUAACGGAUAUGCGUCCGAGGCCGGCAUUGGAGGAGGAGGAGGAUAUGGUGGUGGAAGGGACGGCGUGAGCGAGUUUGAUACGAGUCUGGGGAUCCGCUUGGACUAUGAGGCGUGUCUGGCGUAUGUGGGGUUGCCGCCGCUGGGGGCGAUUGUGCUGCUGAUCUUGGAGCGGAAGAGUGACUUUGUGCGAUUUCAUGCCUGGCAGUCGAGUUUACUGUUCACCUUCAUGUUCAUCAUACACCUACUCUUCUCGUGGUCGAGAUUCCUAAGCUGGGUCCUCUUCAUCGCAGAUCUGGGUUUGAUGGGAUGGCUGGCCUUGCGGGCCUACAGAGAUGCAGAUACACUUGACAGAUUUGAGGUACCGGUAUUCGGACAAAUAGCGAGUCGGAUACUGGAUGACGAGUAG
Anthostomella pinea is the source of this 609-nucleotide messenger RNA. The record is from the annotation of a GenBank genome assembly. NCBI's taxonomy places the organism in Eukaryota, Fungi, Ascomycota, Sordariomycetes, Xylariales, Xylariaceae.